UAUCAAAAGUGAAAGUAAACCUGCAGACCGAGACCAAACCUUUUUGUUCGAGGACGUGAUUUUCUCUUUUCAAGGUCCACGUGGACAUUAGCUCGAUAAAGUGACCUUGGAUGUGUUUCUAAAUCUGAACUAGGUCCUGAUUUCGGUCUUUAAAGUCAAUACCUGGACUUGCUUGAAGGAUAUUUCCAUCUGGGAUCACACCACUUCAAUGGGUUUACACGUGAUGACCCACGUGCACCUUUUGCUGCUUCUUUGCUCGUCUUUGUCAAGCGCUGCCCCUGUUUCAAAGAGCCUCGUGGUUUUGGUCAGGUCGCCUGUCUCAGAGCAACUUGGUAGAGAAACCACACUACCAUGCUGGCUCAAUCCACCACAGAGUGCCGAGGCUCUGGAGGUGCGCUGGUACCGCAAUGAUCACUUCGAUACCCCGAUCAUACUGUAUCAGAAUAAAAAGAUGGCCCAGGAGUCUUCGUACGUGGGCCGAGCCUCGUUUGGCCUGAAGGACGCAGCGUCAGGUGGGCUGGCAGCAGGAGACGUGAGCAUGAAGCUGCUGAAUGUCGGGAUUGAGGACGAGGGAGAUUACACUUGUUAUGUGAGCAGUGAUCAGGGUUAUGACCGUGGAAGUGUCACUCUCAAGGUGACAGAAACAGGAAACACUCCGCUCCUGUCAAUGGUGGGGGCAGAAGAAAACCUGGUGAAUUUGAGCUGUGAAUCUGAAGGCUGGUAUCCGAGGCCGAAGCUGCACUGGGCCGACCACAAGCACAAUCUGACCCCAAAGAGUUUGGAGUACGGCAAAGUCUCUUCUGGUCUUGUGUCAGUCCACAGCUGGCUGCUGGUCCCAAGCUCCUCGGAGGUUUCCUGCUCAGUGGGACUCUCUGACAUGGACACGAAGGAGGCAAGAGUGCGGCUGGAAAUCCCUCCUCCAGCUGCCAAAAAGGUGUCUGGAUUGGUGCCUGGAUUGGUGGUCUUCAUUCGAAUCCUCUUGGCUGCGUUAGCUUUACUUGGAUGGCUGUACAUCAAAAAGAGAGUUUUACGGAAGAAAGACAAACCAGAGAGCAACCAAGCUGAGGAGAAUAUGAAGCUUUUACAAGAAGUUUCAGUUGAGAAGGCAGCUCUUGAAGAGGCUAAAAAGCAUUACGUAAAUAUUGAACUUGAGGAUAAAGGAAAUCCAUACCUCACAAUCAAAGAUGGUAUGCUCAGAGACAAGAAGCAUCCUGAUCUAAAAGCAGUUACCUGUCUCACAGCGAUAAGGGGAACCCCUGGCUUCACUUCAGGUCAACACUACUGGGAGGUUUCUUUGGGGCAUCCUGGAGUAGAGGUCAAACAAUCCUGGUGGGUGGGGGUAACAAUGGCAACUGACUUCCCUCUGCAGGCUGAUGCUCUUUCUAGCACAUCAAAUGGUUUCUGGUUCCUGUCGUCUUCCCCUGACAGAGCAGACAGCUUUCAGUUAAACACAGAACCAAAGGUUUUACUGCCUGUUCGCUCAAGACCGAGAACAGUCGGUGUGUAUCUGAAUUAUGACGGCGGAGAGCUUUCCUUUUAUAAUGUGGAAGAUGAAUCCGUCAUUGGAUCUUUCACCGCUCCGUUCCAAGGUGACGUCUUUCCGUUUUUCAAUCCUGGUAUAGGUGACCCAGGACCUAUGAAGAUAUUAAAGAGGACAGAACAGGGUGAGUGUAAUGACACAGGGAACAAUGAAAGGGCACAAGAGCCUGAAUCUUAAUAUCUUCUGAAUCUAAACUUUUCUAAUAUAAUAAUUAUAUAGCAACCGCAAGCAAUCAUGAAAAGCAUAGAGGGGCGAUCAUACCCUGUGCAUGUGUUAUAUAAAAUUCAAUCUGGCCUUGCUAACUGGUGACAAUGCCAUUUCAUCAUGACAGCAUAUAAACUACAUGAUGAUAUGUGAUUUGUUAAUCUAAACAAGAUGUAGAUCGUGUCUCUGUAAUCUUAUUGGUUGCAAAAUGUUAUGCUUUACUACAUUAUAUGACAUUACUUAUAAUGACUUCAUAGUGAAGACAUGAUGUCAUUCCUACUAUAUGAUCAUAAAUUAUUUUUCGAUCUAUGUAAGGUUGAGGUCGUGUCCAUGUAGGCAGAGGAGGUACGUUGAGAACUAUUUUUGAAGUACUGUGUCAUUUUCUGACUCGGUGACUUCUUCAUGACAUCACUUAAUAUGUGACAUCAUAUGAUGAAGGAUACUUGUCUCAUCAAUACAAGCUUUACAUUGUUUCUCUAUUGUUUGCAGAGCUUUCUUGGAAAAUGUGUGUAAUAAAUGUCAAUAUUUUUGUCAGUUCCUAAAGCUAAUCAUCUAAAGGUACACUCCCAAGUAAUAUUUGUACAAAGUUUGGUGAAAAUGCGUCCAUGCAUUGUGGAGUUAUUUGUACACAUACGCACACACACACGCACAUGGGAGAAAACAACACCCUGCUUACAGCUAACUCAACGUGUAAGGUAAUAUAUAUGCUGUUUUUUAUACACGACAUGGUAUUUGUAUAAAAUAUAAUAUAUCUUAUUGUUACAACUUAAAUGUUUUGCAUUAUGACUUUUUAACUCAUACAACAUUAAUAACCUACAGGCCUGUAUUUUAACAUUCUGCCCUGGAACUCGGUUUGAAUAAGGAAACGUGUGGAGAAUAGAUAAAUUCAGGCUUCAUGGAUACAAGCAACCUCCAAAAGGGGCGGAGUCAUUCCAGCAUCGUACGCAAAAGGUUGCAAAAAUGUAACACUCAGAUAACGUUCUUGAUGUUAACCUGUUUCGUAUUUAGUGGUAUUUGUAGUUCUGACUUAAGAAAAUUGCAUGUUAGAAUGUUUUGUCACAUAAACAGCUUUAUAGUGUUUGCAAGAGAUAAAUGAGUAAUUUGUUUAAUUUAAUUUAGCAAAGUGUUGUGGGCUCUGUGUGUUAUACAGCAAUGCAGCUAUGAAAAUUAGUUCGAUGUAUAGUUUUAUUCUGGCUGAAUUAAUGUAUAAUUACAUUGUGUUUUUCAUGUUAUAUUUGAUGUGUUCAUCUUUUUAUACCGUUCAUUUCAUGAAGUUUGUACUUAGUUCGUUACCGUCAGCUUUUUCAAUAAACUCAAUGAAUCUGA
Hippoglossus stenolepis (Pacific halibut) is the source of this 3070-nucleotide messenger RNA. RefSeq names its product butyrophilin subfamily 1 member A1. Gene Ontology annotation, molecular function: protein binding. Lineage: Eukaryota; Metazoa; Chordata; Actinopteri; Pleuronectiformes; Pleuronectidae. The transcript has 9 exons. The record is from RefSeq and is a predicted model, not a curated record. The coding region runs from base 209 to 1717 and encodes 502 amino acids.